This is a messenger RNA of Oncorhynchus kisutch (coho salmon), 9066 nucleotides long. RefSeq names its product synaptopodin-2. The coding region runs from base 21 to 5651 and encodes 1876 amino acids. The record is from RefSeq and is a predicted model, not a curated record. Gene Ontology annotation, cellular component: Z disc; actin cytoskeleton; nucleus. The transcript has 5 exons. Gene Ontology annotation, biological process: positive regulation of actin filament bundle assembly. Lineage: Eukaryota; Metazoa; Chordata; Actinopteri; Salmoniformes; Salmonidae. Gene Ontology annotation, molecular function: actin binding.
GGGAGCCUGUUGCGUGUGGCAUGGGCACUGGGGAUUAUAUCUGUGUAACGGUGCGCGGAGGCGCGCCCUGGGGCUUCAGUCUCUGCCAAGGAGAGGGGGAUGCCUACCGACCUUUGCAGGUUUAUCAGGUGGAAGAGGGAGGUCGUGCGUCCCUGGCCGGGGUUUGUGAGGGGGAUGAGGUGGUGUCGCUGAAUGGAGAACCCUGCGGUGACCUUUCCCUCCCAGAAGCUAUUGCUCUCAUUGACGCCUGCAUCAACUGCCUGCAAUUACUGGUCAAAAGAUGCUGUGCACUAACCCCCGAGGCAUUUAAUUCAGAGGAGACCUACUUUGGCACAAGGGAGUCCUCUGGUGAGGCUUUGGAAAGCACCAACCUCCGCAUCCUGUCCCUUUGCAGGCCCCAACCACCCAGAGAGCUCUACAUCGCUGAGUCCCAGGAUGAGACCUACUAUGGGGAGACGGAGAGUGACACGGAGGCCGCCAGAGGGACCCAUCUGGUCCGUACCCAGCUCUGCGGCCCAGAGUCCCAGUUACUCGGAGGGGGAGGGUACGGAGGUAGAGUAGGACCCCAGGGAGGGGGUUUCUCCCCAGGGGCAAUGGUGGAGCUCCAGUUGUCCCUCUCUGAACACACCCUGGAGGAUCCUGUCUGCACCUCCCUGGGGAGUGCUCUUGGAAUAGAGGGGGAGAUCCAGGCGAGAGAGGCCCUCCAGAACAAGGCCCUCCUCCAUACCACCACCCACUCGCUCUACGUCUGUGGCCCAGGUAGGGAGCCCCUAAGUCAGCAUGGAGUGGUGGAGAUCACCCUGCAGCAUCCCGCAGCCGGAAGGUGUUCUCCAUGUCUGGUAGAGGGGGAGGGUGCCUGUGGGGCCAGUGGAAAUGUUGGUGGAGCCCCCAGGGAGGAAGGAGCAGGGCAAAGCCAGGGAGCUCCUGCCUCCUUCACUGUCUCCUUCGGAAUUCCCAAAGAGGGUGCCGAGCCGGCAGAGGAGCCAGACUCGGAUUCGGAGAAGGACCUUGGGAAACCCAACAAGCACCGGGCCAGGCACGCCAGGCUCAGGCGCAGUGAGAGCCUGUCAGACAAGCAGGUGAAGGAGGCCAAGUCUAAAUGUAAGCGCAUUGCUAUUCUUCUGAACGCUGACGCUCCCAACCCCAACAACAAGGGGGUGUUGAUGUUCAAGAGGCAUCGACAGAGGGCCAAGAAGUACACACUCAUCAGCUACGGCACUGGUGAGAGCGAACCAGAGUACGAGGAAGACGACAGCGAGGAAGACUACGAGGAAAAAGACCCCCGAGCGAUCAAAUUUACCCUCUUAGCAAACACCAGCGAUUCAGAGCUUGACGAGGACUUCAUUACUAAUGCCCAUGGUGGAGGCAGAGUGAUAACCUGCGACUGGGACACGGGACUACUCAAUAUCGAGCGCAAGCUCAAUUCCGGAGAGGAGAUGGAGCAACUGCCCAACACCACGGGCAAGGGGGCCACGAUGUUUUCCCAGCGCCGCCAGCGCAUGGAUGAGAUCGCUGCCGAACAUGAGGAGAUGAGGCGCCAGGGGAUUCCUGUGGAGGGAGUGCAGGAGGUGGAGAAGCAUGCAGCCUACCAGCAGAUGGAGGAGCGCUCGUACAUGCAGGCCACCACAGAGAGCCAGGCCUACAUGGACGUGAACGUGCACCAGAAGCAGCAGCAACAGUAUCAGCAGUUCCAAGAACAGCAGUAUUACGAGCAGCAACAGCAGCAACAGCAGCAAUACCAGCAGCAGCAGCAAUACCAGCAGCAACAACAGUACGAGCAGCAGCAAUACAACCAGCAGCAGCAAUACCAGCAGCAACAACAGUACGAGCAGCAGCAGUACCACCAGCAGCAGCAAAUUCAACAGUACUCAUCUAACAUGAAUGGCGUCGCCAACCACCAAAGCAAUGAAAUGCAGAGUUCCAUGAGCAAUCGAACCCCCCAACCCUUCUCGGUACAAAACCAGGUGCCCGUCCCAUUUCUUACCCCAAUGAGUGGGAACAACCAAGAAGCGAUGAGUCAGGGGGAGCAGAUUGCCUCGCGCGACGAGCGCAUUUCCACGCCGGCUAUUAAGUCUGGGAUCUUGCAGGACACAAGGAACAGAUUCAAGGGCAAGCCAAUGUUCAAUUUCAAACAGGCUCCCAAAGUUCCACCCAACCCGGAGCUUAUGAAUCUCCUCAACAGGAGUGACAAGAAGUUGGAUUUCGAGUCAGCUACGGAAGAGGACUACCUUAGCUUGGGGGCUGAGGCUUGCAACUUUCUCCAGUCACCAAGGGUCAAACAUAAGACGCCUCCACCAGUCGCUCCUAAGCCCAUCAUUAAUCCCAACUCUCCGCCUUGGUCCCCUCAGCCUGAGCUGGCCAACCAGGAGUUGCCACUGCAUGCUGAAAAUAGUGUCCCCGCACCUGCUACAGCCUCCGAGCCGGAGUCCGCCCCUGCUCCAGAACUGGAUCCAACCCCUGUACCGGCCUCAGAACCCUCCCCCCCUCUUGCACCCCAGGAAGUUCCUGCCAACACCCCCUCUCCAGAAAAACACACAUGGAGUCCCCCAGGGUCCCAGGCAGAGCAGCAGCCCCAGCAAGCGCCAGCCUGGGGAAGAAAUGGACCUUCUCCACCUCAGCCUCAUUCACAACCCGAGCUUCAAGUGAGUUCUAAGGCUCCACCACAAACACAUGCACAAAAGCAGCCACAACUGCAGCCACCCGUGAGUACUUGGACACCUGCUGAAAUGAAGCCCCAAGCUCCAGCUCCAAGUCAGUCCCCACCACAGCUCCCUUGGGUGACUCCCCAACCUCCUCCUCCUCAGCCUCAAGCUCAGCCUCAGCCACCAAUUAAUUUUUGGGCUGCCCAGCCCCAAUGGGCUCAACCUCAAGAGCAAGCACAGGUCCAACCACCAUGGGUUCAGCCUCAAGAACAAGUACAGCAACAGCCCCAGUCACAUUGGGCUCAGCCUCAAGAACAAGUUCAGCAACAGCCCCAGCCACCAUGGACUCAGCCUCAAGAACAAGCACAGGCCCAGCCACCAUGGGUUCAACCUCAAGAACAAGUCCAGCAACAGCCCCAGCCACCUUGGGCUCAGCCUCAAGAACAAGUUCAGCAACAGCCCCAGCCACCAUGGACUCAGCCUCAAGAACAAGCACAGGCCCAGCCAUCAUGGGUUCAACCUCAAGUUCAGCAACAGCCCCAGCCACCAUGGGCUCAGACUCAAGAACAAGUUCAGCAACAGCCCCAGCCACCUUGGGUUCAGCCUCAAGAACAUGUACAGCAACAGCCCCAGCCACCAUGGGGUCAACAACCUCAGCCUCCACAACAGGCUUGGCCCCAGGCCCAGGCCCAGCCUCAGCCACCUUGGGUGUCAUCACCUCAGCCUCCAAUGAAUGCAUGGACACCACCACAGAGCCAGGCCCAGCCACCACAGCCACCUUGGGCCCAAUCAGCCCAACCCCAACCUACAGCUCAGCCCCAACCCCAUAUGAAUACAUGGUCCCAAGCACCUGCUCAGGCUCAAGCACCUGCUCAGGCUCAGGCUCAAGCACAGCUACCCAUUAAUACCUGGACCCCAGAUCAGAAUCAGGUCCAGCCACAGUCACAUUGGGCCCAAACAACUCCAACCCAAUCCCCAUCCCAGCAAUGCUGGCAACAGCCACCUCCACAGCAGAUACCCCCACAGCCACCUAUGAAUGCAUGGGCCCCGGCUCAGGCACAGCCUCAGACACACACAAGUACCUGGGCCCCACAACCACAGCAAACCCCAGUAAAUACCCAGACCCCGAUGGACAGAGUGGCUCAACCUUCUCCGAAACCUGGGAAUGCGCCACAAAAUGCUCCCCGUUCUAUUCCUCCACCUCGCCCACAGCGAAUGAAUUCUUACACGCUUGGAGAAAGGUCAUCGUCACCCCUCAUCAAUCCAAUGGCCAGCGUGUUGGUACCAGUGCGAGGCAUGGGCUCAGCUUUGUCGAUGCCGGCUGUUACAGGGAAAGGAGCUGAUUUGUUCGCCAAGAGGCAGUCUCGUAUGGAGAAGUAUGUAGUGGAUUCGGACACUGUGCUGGCAGCCACUGCACAGGCAGCCCAGCAAGCCCAGGCAGCCACUGCGCAGGAAAACAAGGCAAGGUCCACAUCGCCCUCUCCCUCCGUACCUCAUUCGUGGAAAUAUUCACCCAAUUGCAGAGCUCCCCCUACAUCAAAUUACAACCCCAUACAGUCCCCGUCCUACCCACCAGGGGCCAUUAAGCAACCCCCUCCAUCUAGCCCUGUGGCCAAAGCCAAGAAAGGGAAAGGCAAACCUGCCUGCAAACCCCUUGCUGUUAUAGAUGUCAUGAAACAUCAGCCGUAUCAGCUCAAUGCCUCCCUUUUUACAUAUGGCCCAGCAGUGGAGGCUGCCGAGGCUGCCAAGGCCGCUGCACCAAAGCCUGCCCCAGCCCCUGCCCCAGUCCCUCCAAACCAAAACCAAAACCAACCAAUCAGUUAUGAGCAACUUUCCCCUGUCCAGCCGGCUGGACCAAUGAAUUCUGCCUAUCCACAGCAGCCCCAGCAGCCCUAUGGGAUGCCCCCUCAACCACACAUGCACGAUAGUCCCUACCACCAAGUCCCACUUAAUGCUUACCAGCCACCUAAUAACCCCUACCAGCAAGCUCCUGCUGGCCCUUACCAACAACCAUAUAAUCCCCUUUACCAACAAGCCCCUCCAGCCGCUUAUCUACCCCAGCACCAUCCCCAGCCCCAAGCUCCAAACUCUUCCUACCAACCGACCCCCCAAGGUCCAUAUCAGCCAGCCCAUAGCCCCCCUUACCAAGCAGCACCCCAAGCUCCCUACCAGCCACUACCUCCCAGUACCUAUGUGGUCCCCAGCUUUCCGAUAGCGGCAAAGCCUGAGUCCAUCUCUGGGGGCAGCACCGCUCCAAAGCCCAGGUUCAUGGCCAAAAAGAGUUCAGCCCAGGUAUGGAAGCCAGCACCUGUGGAGAAAGAGUUUUUCCAGGAGUUUGGCCGGAGCUACAAACUGUCCCCACCCGCCGCCAAAGCACCAUCGCUGGGCCUCCGGUCAUCGUCUGGAUCCCCCUUUCCCUCAUACAAACCCCUGGUACAGGCCUCGGCUGCUCAGGCCCCCCCGGGGAGGCAGACGUCAUGGCUGGACAGGAGUCACAAGCCUCCUUCCCCCUGGGAGGCCGCAGCUCACCACCCCAUGGGCCUGGUUGACGAGGCCUUCGCCUUCCAGAACCUCCAGCAGGCCAUCGCCUUCAACGUUCGCUCGGCUGCCCAGCGCAAGCUCCUCCCUGAGCCCCCUGCCGAGUGGAAGGCUAGGGUGUCUGACGACCCUCCCAGGAAGACUGAGGUAUGGAACCCGAACCAAAGAUGGAACAAGAGACAGAGCUGGGGUCAGAGCCAGGGUCAGAGCCAGGGUCAGAGCCAGGAUCAGAGUCGGAGUUACAGCAGAGUUAUGCCUCCGUUCCUGUCCCCGACCAAGAGCAUAGCUUCGGCCCCCACUGGUCCGACUGGCUACAGGUCCCUGCCCAGACAGUGGCAGCCACAGAGGUCCCUGACGGAGACCAACAUCGGGCCCUCUGGGGCUAUUCAUGGGUACGGAAGGCCCCUUGGGGGCCAGCAGGAGCCGAGCUACAGAUCUGUGUACCACACUAACUGGAGCUGGAGACGCUAGAGGCAGACAAACAUGAUGGUUACUUCAUAACAAGACCAAAAAGUAACUCCAGGAUAUUCAGAUGAAGCUGGUAAUUGUGGCCAUAUAUAUCACCAUUAAAUAAAACUUGGGACAAUGGGAUAACACAUUGAUUGAGGAGAGUGAGGGGCUAGCUAUUAUGUUUGUGAUGUGUAUAGGAGAGAGUUUAAGAGGGAGGUCUGUUUUAGAUCUGCUUAUUCGGUUUCACUGAGAAUACUGCUAGGAGUAUACAGAUGAUGACAUUCCCGCACCAGAAUUUAGUUGAGAGAGACAAACUGUUGCAUUGCAUUCAAGUGCGCAUAAAUGCCAGACAGAUUAAGCCAGUAAAUGUUUUGGUAUUGGGGACACUGUCAAUGAUGGUUCUAUUUCAGCAAAUGGGCCACUAUUGAGUUGAACUUUAUCAAGUUUUCAUUGGACAAAAAUCAAUGAGUGAUUGACGGUGCAAUUCCACCCUUCUUUUUGCUUCAGAGGCUUUCAUUUCAUCCAACACUGUGAGGCGAUAGUGGCAUUCAAAGUAAGUGAAAUCAAUAGUAUUUCUUUAGAGGACGUAAUGGGCAUAAAGUAUGUUGUAAGGCAGAAUGUGUAAUUGGCAUGUAUAAAAAUGAAAGGAUAGGAGUAAUGAAUGGACAGGUACACUGAACAAAAUAUAAACGCAACAUGUGAAGUGUUGGUUCUAUGUUUAAUGAGCUGAAAUAAAAUAACCGAGAAAUGUUCCACAUGCACAAAAACUUAUUUCUCUCAAAUUUUAGUGAGCAUUUCUCCUUUGCCAAGAUAAUCCAUCCACCUGACAGGUGUGGCAUAACAAGAAGCUGAUUAAACAGCAUGAUUAUUACACAGGUGCAUCUUAUGCUGGGGACAAUGAAAGGCCACUCGAAAAUGUGCAGUUUUGUCACACAACACAAUGCCACAGAUGGCUCAAGGUUUGAUGUAGCAUGCAAUUGGCAUGCUGACUGCAGGAAUGUCCAUCAGAGUUUUUGCCAGAUAAUAUGAUGUUAAUCUCUCUACCAUAAGCCACCUCCAAGAUUGUUUUAGAGAAUUUGUCAGUACUUCCAACCGGCUUCACAACCGCAGACUACGUGUAUGGCGUUGUGGAGGUGAGUGGUUUGCCGAUGUCAACGUUGUGAACAGAGUGAUGUAUGGUGGAGGUGGGGUUAUGUUAUGGGCAGGCAUGGGCAGACAACGAACACAAUUGCAUUUUAUCGAUGGCAAUGUAAAUGCACAGAGAUACUGUGACGAGAUUCUGAGGCUCAUUGCUGUGCCAUUCAUCUGCCGCCAUCACCUUAUGUUUCAGCAUGAUAAUGCAUGGCCUCUUGUCACAAGGAUCGGUACAUGAUUCCUGGAAGCUGAAAAUUUGAGUUCUUCCAUGGCCUGCAUACUCACCAGACAUGUCACCCAUUGAGCAUGUUUGAGAUGCUCUGGAUUGAUGUGUUCCAGUUCCUGCCGAUAUCCAACAAUUUAGCACAGCCAUUGAAGUGAAGUGGUACAAUAUUCCACAGGCCACAAUCAACAGCCUGAUCAACUUGAUGCGAAGGAGAUGUGUUGCCCUGCAUAAGGCAAAUGGUGGUCACGCCAGAUACUGACUGGUUUUCUGAUCCACGCCCCUACCUUUUUUUUAAGGUACUGUGUCAGUGGCCAACAGAUGAAUAUUUGUAUUCCCAGUCAUGUGAAAUCAAAUAGAUUAGGGCCUAAUGAAUUUAUUUAAAUUGACUGAUUCCUUAUAUGAAUUGUUACUCAGUAAAAUCUUUGAAAUUGUUGCAUGUUGCGUUUGUAUUUUUGAAAAGUAUAUAUUUGUGUCAAAGACCUUGAAUGCUGUGUGAAGUAUACCUGCUAUGUUUGCUGUGCAUCAUACAGAUCACCCACUCUCACCAAUGAACACAAGGCAAGGCAAGUGUGAAAUUGCGGUGCAGUACAAUAAUGUGCGUCGACAAGCUAAAACCUAGUACGAUAGCGUUAGUUGAUAGGACACUAAAGCUGUGAGAAACACACAGCAUAACACAGGUGCUACGAUAGUGGUUGGUGGCGUUAGACACAAAAGGGUCAGGUUUGAUGGUUUUAUGAUGUUGAAGUUCAACUGUGGAUAUAUUUACAUUGCAUCCUGAUUUUUGUGGUGUUUGUGUACUCGCAUGUCUUGUCAAACUAAAUGUGUCAAUAUGAUGCUGGGAAAUGCUUAGGGAGUCAAUUAAAGCCAAGAAAACCAUUUUACAUCCAGAGCAAGGAGCUAUGGACACAGGGCUGAAUACUGAUCUGGGAUAUAAAUCACAUCUCAAACAUCCACAUAAAUCAUAAAUAUUUAGGUAAGUCCUUUAGAAGACUUUACAUAAAUAUAUCAAGGCCAAGAUUUUAACACUUACUGCAUAGUGAGAAGAAAUACUGCUGAUGCAUUAUGGGUCUAAACCAGGCUUAAAACUUGGGAAAUGGAUAAAUCUAUAACUCAGCAAGUUGGGAAGACAGGUUAUUAAGUACGCUCUCCACUUAGAGAUAUCAAUUCAUUAUUUUCUCUGGCUGCCUUUUAUGUACUACAUGAACAUGUGGCAGAGAACAAGGGUUGUGUCACAAAUGGCACCCUAUUCCCUAUAUAGUGCACUACAUUUGACCAGGGUAGAUCGGGGGCUCUGGUCAAAAGUAGUGAACUAUAUAGGAAAUGAAGGGGAGAGCAUCAAGCUCUCUAGUUUAUCUAACAGGACAUUCUUUCUCCUGCAAGAUAUUUAUCCAAGUGAUUACACUGUGGGCACCUGGAAAAAAUCAUCUCCAGGUAUGUAACAGUGUUAACACCAGGCACAUUAGAGAGAAUAGGGGGAUGGAAAUUAUGUUCUUGGACUUUGAUAUUUGCUGUUGUCCGUGGCUGGUGAGAAAUAGGCUUCGAGCAAAUAGAUAAUGUAGAAUAAAGUAGAAAAUGAAUGAUUGUAUGUUAAUUAUUUGGUCAUGGAUGUGUAUGAAGUUGAAAUUGUGAGAUACAUCACAUGCGUUGUCUGUGUUACUUAUUUCUUUCAUUAUUUUUCUCUCAUAGCAGGCCUACCAACUGUAUGUGUGAAUGCGAUGGAUCAAAUUCUGAAUGUUCAUGUAUCAUCUCUUAUUAUUGCAAGAUUUGAAAUUCUUGUCUCACAGAGUGAACACUAAUAUCUCUCUAUCAUGUGAUUUUAGAUGCCCACUGUAUUUGUGGCAUCAGCAAUGAUAUGUUUGAGUGAUAGUGAUGUAUUCAUGGUUUUUCUUUUUUGUUUAUUUUACACAAACACUUUCUGUCCAAACAAUUAGCUAAUGUCUGUUUGAACUGUAUAAUUCCGAAGUUCAAAGUGUUCUUUUCGUUGAUUUGGAUUUCUUCAUUGGAUUUCAGUAGGCUACUAUUCUGAGCUGUAUGAGGCAUAUUGGAAAAUAAAAAAGCAUUGGCCUACUGACUAAG